This is a messenger RNA of Lemur catta (Ring-tailed lemur), 2484 nucleotides long. RefSeq names its product eukaryotic translation initiation factor 3 subunit M (gene EIF3M). Gene Ontology annotation, biological process: cytoplasmic translational initiation. Gene Ontology annotation, molecular function: translation initiation factor activity. Lineage: Eukaryota; Metazoa; Chordata; Mammalia; Primates; Lemuridae. The record is from RefSeq and is a predicted model, not a curated record. Gene Ontology annotation, cellular component: eukaryotic translation initiation factor 3 complex; cytoplasm. The transcript is spliced from 11 exons. Bases 1301 to 2416 code for a protein of 371 amino acids.
GCUCCGGGGCGGAGACCCACAGCUGUCUCCCACGAGGCACGGGCGCGCGUUCCUGGCCUCGGUUCGCACCAGCAAGCCGGCCGGCGGUCCCAGCGUGGGCCCCGACACUCCACGGCCAGCUUCCUGGUUGGCGCGGGACGCUCCCAGUCUGGAGUCACUUAUGAUAUGGUACUUUUUGACUAAUUAGGAAUGGUGUGUGCUUCCGUCCCCCAAAUGCAGCCCCUUCCGGAGUGGGAGGAGGCGAAUCUGUAGUCCGCAUAAACAGUCUAGGGAAAAAUAAUAUUGUACUAAAGAUCAAAGUGGUUUUACUAUUGUGCACAAAGGCGAAGGUGACCCGUAUUUUAUAUGUAGACCUGUGCUUUCUAGUACCACUUGGGCAAGUACUAGCGCAAGAGUUGUUUUGUAUCCCGAAAAGGUCAUUUCCACCCUCAUAUAGUUUAAAGCAUACAUACACCUGGUGCCUCCUUCUGAUAGUUUUAAAUUUCCCAUUUGGGGUUUGCUCUUUGGUAUGCAGGGCAGAUGUUUCUCAUUUUCCCCGUAACAAAAGUUUAAUUGGUUGGGGUUAAAGUAAACAUGAAGUGAUAUUCUUUAAUUUUGUAUAGCUGAAAACUAUUCUGUGAAGUCCUUAGUUUGUCAUUUUGUUUAUUUCUGCUACUUCGCUAACAUGGACGUUUUGGUUUCCAUGUCUUUACAAGUCUAAGGUAAAUUCUAGAAUUGCAGAAGCGAUUUUUCCCCCCCUUUGGUAGAAAUGCAGUCCUGCAGCCCUGAAGAGCAAGUUAGGGAAAAUGAAAAAAGAGGAAAAAUUUCAAGGAUAGGGAGGGAGUUUAAGCAGAGAUAGAAAGGAAGAUAUAAAAGACAAAACAAACAAAAAAACCUGAAUAGGAAUGGAAGCGUGUUACCAGCAGUUGGUUAUUAGGUUACUGAAAAAGUGUUGGAUUUUUUUUUUUUUUAAUGUACCUGUGGAUGGAGAAAUAUGUCAUUUACUACAUUUUAGAGUGUCAUUUGUGCUUCUUUUCUUCAGAUUUAUCAGUUUCACACUAGGCAGUCCUUUCACAGGGACAUAUGUGAUUGCUUCGGGAGUUUAACUUUGGUCACAUUCUCAGCCUGGUUAAAGUUAAGAAAUGGAUUUCUUAAUCUUUUUUUUUGUUUGUUUUCUUUCGUUUAUACUGCUUCACAACCACUUGUGGCCAAUGAGGAUGACAUAAAAACAAUAAACUGUUAACUGAAUAGUCAUUAGAAAAAGUUUGCUUUGUAUCUGGAAAGCAGAAAGUGAACCAGUGCCGUUUUUCUUGAUCGGACCAUGUUUUAUGCUUCCUUCAUAGAGAAGGUGACGGCUGCUGAGCUUCGUGCUUACCUGAAAUCUAAAGGAGCUGAGAUCUCAGAAGAGAAUGCAGAAGGCGGACUUCAUGUAGAUUUAGCUCAAAUUAUUGAAGCCUGUGAUGUAUGUCUGAAGGAAGAUGAUAAAGAUGUUGAAAGUGUGAUGAACAGCGUGGUUUCCCUCCUCUUGAUCCUGGAACCAGACAAGCAAGAAGCUUUGAUUGAAAGCCUGUGUGAAAAGCUGGUCAAAUUUCGAGAAGGUGAACGUCCAUCUCUGAGACUGCAGUUGCUGAGCAACCUUUUCCACGGGAUGGAUAAGAAUACUCCUGUAAGAUACACAGUGUAUUGUAGCCUCAUUAAAGUGGCCGCGUCUUGUGGGGCCAUCCAGUACAUUCCAACUGAGCUGGAUCAAGUUAGAAAAUGGAUUUCUGACUGGAAUCUCACCACUGAAAAAAAACACACCCUUUUAAGACUACUUUAUGAGGCACUUGUGGACUGCAAGAAAAGUGAUGCUGCUUCAAAAGUUAUGGUGGAAUUGCUCGGAAGUUACACGGAGGACAAUGCUUCCCAGGCUCGAGUUGAUGCCCACAGGUGUAUUGUACGAGCAUUGAAAGAUCCAAAUGCAUUUCUUUUCGACCACCUUCUUACUUUAAAACCUGUCAAGUUUUUGGAAGGCGAGCUUAUUCAUGAUCUUUUAACCAUUUUUGUGAGUGCUAAAUUGGCAUCAUAUGUCAAGUUUUAUCAGAAUAAUAAAGACUUCAUUGAUUCACUUGGUCUGUUGCAUGAACAGAAUAUGGCAAAAAUGAGACUACUUACUUUUAUGGGAAUGGCAGUGGAAAAUAAAGAAAUUUCUUUUGAUACAAUGCAGCAAGAACUUCAAAUUGGAGCUGAUGAUGUUGAAGCAUUUGUUAUUGAUGCGGUAAGAACUAAAAUGGUCUACUGCAAAAUUGAUCAGACCCAGAGAAAAGUAGUUGUCAGUCAUAGCACACAUCGGACAUUUGGAAAACAGCAGUGGCAACAACUCUAUGACACACUUAAUGCCUGGAAACAAAACUUGAACAAAGUGAAAAACAGCCUUUUGAGUCUUUCUGAUACAUGAAUUUUUAUGCAUAUAAUUUUGUUCUUUUUGGGGGAAAAAAACCCUAAAUCAUAGUAAAACAUUAUAAA